UUCUGAUCAGAGGUUGAUCAUCUCGUCCUCACACACGAUCUUUGAUCAUCUCGUCCUCACACACGAUCUUUGUCCGGCUGCUUCUGUCCUCCAUCACCAGACGGUGAAACCACCGAGCAGCGAGCGGCGGCGACGAGACGCGACGCCGCGACUAUCACAAGUAACCUGGAAACUAACGCGGUUCUGUCGUUCGGUUCGGGUGGAAGUUUGGAUUUGAGCAAGUGGGAUGAAAUACCGUCGAAAGCUGCGCCACGUCGGCGGGAGAAAGUGAAGAAAGAAGACGAAAGACACUACAUUUCCCAUGGAGUCGUGCACUGACACACACGCUGAUCACCAUGAAGCCCCCAGUCAGGGUUCUGGACCCAAAGAUCCAGUGAGACAGAAGAGGACCUGAUAUUGUGAUACCUGCCUCCAUCUCCUCUCUCCAUCCCUCCUGCUGUUCUGCAGCUACUUCUUCUCUAGUCCUCAAGCCAGCCCUCUGACCAGCUAAUCAGACGCUCCGGAUCACAGCGCACAGCCCAGUUUGGGCCCAGUCCGGCCCAUUGUCAGUCCGGUCCUGCUGCAGGAUGGCAGGUCUCAAUUUCUGUUUGGCUGUGAUGGCUGCUGCUCUGCUGCUGACCGUCAGAAUUGAUGCUGCAGGUCAGAACCCAGACCACGUCCUGCAGGGGACUGGGGUGAAACCUGAGGCUAGGCGGCCCGGUGACGACUCCACCAUCGCGCCCGAGGACGCUGCUCGUUUCCUCAGCUGUUACUGCUCUGGACACUGUCCAGAGGACGCCACCAACAACACCUGCCAGACUAAUGGUCAGUGCUUUGCCAUCAUCGAGGAGGACGAGCACGGUGAGGCCAUCCUCACCUCUGGCUGCAUGAAGUAUGAAGGCUCACAUUUCCAGUGCAAGGACUCUCCCAGAGCUCAGACCAGGAGGACGAUCGAGUGCUGUAACACAGACUUCUGUAACAGAGACCUGCAGCCCACGCUGCCCCCUCAGGCUCCUGCAGAAGGCAGCCCUCACUGGCUGGCCUUCCUCAUCUCCAUGACGGUCUGCUGCUGCACUCUGAUCUGUGUCACCGUCGUGUGUUACUACAGGUAUAAGUGGCAGAGUGAGCGUCAGCGGUAUCACAAGGAUCUGGAGCAGGAAGUCUUCAUCCCCCCUGGAGAGUCGCUCAAAGAUCUCAUCCACCAAUCACAGAGCUCAGGCAGCGGCUCAGGGCUCCCCCUGCUGGUGCAGCGGACCAUCGCCAAGCAGAUCCAGAUGGUCCGUCAGAUCGGGAAAGGUCGGUACGGCGAGGUGUGGCUCGGCCGCUGGAGGGGAGAGAAGGUAGCUGUCAAAGUCUUCUUCACCCGAGAGGAAGCCAGCUGGUUCAGAGAGACGGAGAUCUACCAGACCGUCCUGAUGAGACACGAGAACAUUCUCGGCUUCAUCGCGGCCGACAUUAAAGGCACCGGCGCCUUCACGCAGCUCUUCCUUAUCACCGACUACCACGAGAACGGCUCUCUGUACGACUACCUGAAGCUGACCACGCUGGACACGCAGGCGCUGCUGCGGCUGGCGUUCUCAGCAGCCUGCGGCCUCUGUCACCUGCACACUGAGAUUUACGGCACGCAGGGCAAACCGGCCAUCGCCCACAGAGACCUGAAGAGCAAGAACAUCCUGAUCAAGAAGAACGGCACCUGCUGCAUCGCCGACCUCGGCCUCGCCGUCAAGUUCAACAGUGACACUAACGAGGUGGACAUCCCUCUGAGCACUCGGGUCGGGACGCGGCGCUACAUGGCCCCGGAGGUCCUGGACGAGAGCCUCAACAAGAACCACUUCCAGGCGUACAUCAUGGCGGACAUCUACAGCUACGGCCUCGUCAUCUGGGAGAUGGCCCGACGCUGCGUGACCGGAGGGAUCGUGGAGGACUACCAGCUGCCGUACUACGAGAUGGUGCCCUCUGACCCCUCCUAUGAAGACAUGCUGGAGGUGGUGUGUGUUAAAGGACUGAGGCCCACAGUGUCCAACCGCUGGAACAGUGACGAGUGUCUUCGGGCUAUGCUGAAGCUGAUGUCAGAGUGUUGGGCUCAUAACCCCGCCUCCCGCCUCACCAUCCUCCGAGUAAAGAAGACGCUCGCCAAGAUGGUGGAGUCCCAGGACAUCAAGAUCUGACCACUCUCUUCCUCUUCCUCGCCCCACCACAUUCAGACUCACCUGAACCCCGAACACAUUUACCGUGACCUAGACCUGAUCGGACCGGCUUCCCCAGGCUUCACUCUUCAUCAGGAGGAGGAGUUGAGAGAUAAAAAUGGACCCAUCCUUGGGCUGAACUGUGCGUCUCCUCCUCCCUCAUGUUCAGUCUGUCUUAAGCCUGGAAACAAACAUGGAGUCUUCCCUCCUCCACCUCCUCCACCUCUGUCUGUGCCGUGUAACUCGCAGGAAGCGAGACCGCCGGGUUGACGCUUUCUGUGAAAGCCAAAUGAGACAAUAAUUUUUAUGACGACUUCCUGUGUAGGGGAAAAGGGGAGGAGCCUCUGGAUGCUCGUUGUGAAAGAACCAGGACGUUUGAAACCUCCUUUAUUAUUUUUUUUUAAAGACCCAGCAGCCUUCCUCACUUCUGCCUGUUUCAAAACGCUAAAUAUGCCAAUUUGUUUUUGUUGUUUUCUCUUCAGGACUGAGUUCUCCUGCCAUAUUGAAAUAUAUCUCCACUCUGACAGUAGAGUUAAUUAUAAAAAUAAGGUACUAUAAUAAUAUGUGAAUUUAAAUGUGUAAAUAAACGUUAUCAUUAGAUGCCGUGCCUACUCAUGAGAAGAUUAAAGACCAGAACACUAUGAUGUUGACAUCCAGCCGACUCCUCAGAGACGUUGACAGGAGAUGAUGGAGUCACCAUGGAGACGUCUCCCGUCCUGUCUGUCUGUCUGUCUGUCUGUCUGUCUGUCUGUCUGUCUGUGUCUACCUGCCUGCCUGCCUGUCUAUGUGUCUGGUUCAUGUUUGUCCAUCUUUUCAGAGAUACAGAGGUGUUGCUUCGCUGAGGGGAGAGAAAAUCUGAUUGGUUGAGUUAAACCUCAGUGGGUGGAGCUAAAAGACAUGAAGAGAACUCCAGAUGUCAGUGAGGUCUGUGAGCCAGUAGGAAGACAGAUAAGUGAUACGAGUCACUUCAUUUACGUAAAUCAACGAUUUUUUAGCGUUUUUCGGCUCAGGAUAUUCAGUUCUCUUCUUAUUGAGAUAUAGCAAGGUUCCGUUUUAAUAAAACUCUUGUUCAAACGUGAAGAAAUUUGAGUUUGAUUUCUACAUUUAAUCAGUGUUGGGUGUCGUGUGACAGGUGAUCCAGUCAAGGACAUGAGCUACGGUAAUCAAUACAAAUGUAUGAAAAAAAGACACAGAAUCACAAAGCCUGAAAAAAUAUAAAACUAUGUGACCUAACCUUUUCCAUUUCCCCCUUGCCUAAUAAUCUGAAACCUGUCAAGAUCUUUCAGUGCUAGUUGCUAAAUUAGUGAUAAACUAGCAACGGAGAGUGCUAAGCAUGUUACUAUUCACUAAAAAUUUGUACACAGGUUAACUUUGGCUUCUUCCGCUGAUUUUUCACUGGUCCAAUCAGAUUAUUUCUAAUACUCGAAGAAUAUUUGGGAAACUGGUAUAGAAAGUGGUUAGCCUAGUUUAGCACAAAGGCAGGAAUCCAGGGAAAACUGUCAUCCUAGCACCAUCAAGUGAAUGUUAAUAUCUAUAUAAAAUUUUAAAAAGUGUAAAAAUGAGACGUAAGAUAAAACAGAUCUAGGCUAGCAGUUUCCCUGCUUCCAGUCUUUAUGCUAAUGAGGCUGAUCACAUUCAAACCUCUCUGGGUUUAAACCCAAAAUGUUCCUUCAGCAGUUUGUGUUGAUUUCUCUCCUGAGCAGCAGGACGUCGUGUGAUUGGCUCUCAGUCAUAUUUGACCUUUUACAACAAUUCAAACUAAAAUAUAUCAGGAAGUCAUCAGAACAAACCUCUGUGUGCGUGUGUGUGUGUGAGUGAAUGAGUCGUUCAUACAGUAGCUAUUUAAGAGCAGUAACUUAGUGUUUCCUCUGUAAUAUGUCAGAGAAGCUCAGUAUAUAGAAUAAUCUCUAAUAUGUAAAUCAUUAAUGUACUUUGUUUUGGUGGUGUUGUUUGUACAGCAUCUGGUUCGGUGCCUUAUGAGUUUACCAAGGAAAUGAAACUCUGUAUACAGUCAGUCUGUCCAAUGUAACGAUUUUUAAGUAAAUAACCUUAUUUUAGUACACAA
This is a messenger RNA of Acanthopagrus latus (yellowfin seabream), 4230 nucleotides long. Its product is annotated as bone morphogenetic protein receptor type-1A-like. Gene Ontology annotation, biological process: dorsal/ventral pattern formation; protein phosphorylation; BMP signaling pathway. The transcript is spliced from 13 exons. The record is from RefSeq and is a predicted model, not a curated record. NCBI's taxonomy places the organism in Eukaryota, Metazoa, Chordata, Actinopteri, Spariformes, Sparidae. Gene Ontology annotation, cellular component: signaling receptor complex; plasma membrane. Bases 567 to 2147 code for a protein of 526 amino acids. Gene Ontology annotation, molecular function: transforming growth factor beta receptor activity, type I; ATP binding; SMAD binding.